This is a messenger RNA of Homalodisca vitripennis (glassy-winged sharpshooter), 1105 nucleotides long. Its product is annotated as retinol dehydrogenase 13-like. NCBI's taxonomy places the organism in Eukaryota, Metazoa, Arthropoda, Insecta, Hemiptera, Cicadellidae. The transcript is spliced from 6 exons. Bases 62 to 1000 code for a protein of 312 amino acids. The record is from RefSeq and is a predicted model, not a curated record.
AUCACCGUCACGUCACACUCUUGAAUGUGUUGCGUUCCUCAGAGUAUCCACGACUGCCGCGAUGGGCUUGUCUAGCGGAAAGUGCGUCGCUACAACAAGACUCGACAACAAGACUGUCAUCAUCACAGGAUGCAACACCGGAAUUGGGAAAGUUACAGUUCGCGAACUGUACAAACUUGGGGCUCGUGUAGUGAUGGCUUGUCGUGACGUUAAAAAGGCAGAGGAAGCUGCAGAAGAUAUCAAGUCAACAGUGGCCACUCAAGAAACUAAGGAUCUGGGAGAAGUGGUUGUUCAAAAGUUGGAUUUGUCAUCAUUGACUUCUGUACGAGAGUGUGCCAAGAAACUGCUAGAGACUGAAAGCCAUAUUGAUAUACUUAUCAACAAUGCAGGUGUCAUGAUGUGUCCUUAUACUCCGACAGAAGAUGGAUUUGAGAUGCAAUUUGGGACAAACCACUUGGGACAUUUCUUAUUUACUUGCCUGCUACUUCCACGCAUCAUAAGUUCAGCACCAUCACGUAUCAUAACAUUGUCCUCCGUGGCUCAUGCAAGAGGGAAAAUUGAUUUUGAUGAUCUCAACUGGCAGAAGAGGCCUUACAGUCCAAUGGCAGCUUAUGGCCAGAGUAAACUUGCUAAUGUGCUCUUUAGUAAAGAGUUAGCAAGAAGGCUUGGAGAUAAGAGAGUGACCACAUAUGCAGUGCACCCUGGUGUGAUAAGAACUGAGUUGGGCCGGCACAUGGAUAGUGUUUAUUUCAAAGGCUCUCGUCAGCUGGCAGCAACAUUGGGCUACUUUUUCUACAAAACGUUGGACCAGGGAGCUCAGACUACUCUACACUGUGCAUUGGACCCGGAUGUCGGAUCUCAGACAGGCCUCUACUAUAGUGACUGCGCAACCAAGGAGCCUAGUGCCACGGCCCAGGAUGAGGAGGUGGCCAGGAAACUGUGGGAGGAGAGUGCCCGACUGACCGGGGUGGACUGGGACCCUUUCACACAAACUCAGUAACACCUUCACAUCAUUGUCAUUACUGUUUUCUUAAUUUAGCUUUGUUAUAAAUUUAGGAAUAAGUUAUACUUCUUAUUUUAUGUAAUAAAAUGACAUUGCAAAGUU